This is a messenger RNA of Bipolaris oryzae ATCC 44560, 2532 nucleotides long. RefSeq lists its product as uncharacterized. Gene Ontology annotation, biological process: transmembrane transport. Gene Ontology annotation, cellular component: membrane. The record is from RefSeq and is a predicted model, not a curated record. The coding region runs from base 1 to 2532 and encodes 843 amino acids. Gene Ontology annotation, molecular function: sulfate transmembrane transporter activity. The transcript is spliced from 2 exons. NCBI's taxonomy places the organism in Eukaryota, Fungi, Ascomycota, Dothideomycetes, Pleosporales, Pleosporaceae.
AUGCCACCCAAACCAGCCACCCCAGAUGACAGCAGUCGCCAGCCUGCCACAGCCUCACAUUCGCGAGACUCUUCGAAUGCAAGCGCCCGCCAUGCUCAUGCGCCUGCCACGCCCAGCCAGCUCCGACAGGCCCAUGUGCCCUCGGACCCGUCCACUUCGCCAGACGAGGCCAUGCACCGCCGACACUACUACGACGAUGAUGAAGAGCCUCUUGCCGAGGCCAGUGACACUUUGCCUCAUCUCGACUUUGGCGUUGGCGGCAUACAACCCACAGCAGAUGCCCUGUCUGCGCACUCGAUCCACGAGAAUGUUGGCCCGUCGGGCGGUAUCAUAGAAAUCGACCUCGAACCCACUGUGCGCACUCGCCUGCUGAACCACCAACAACACGACGCCGGCGCUGGAAGGCCAGCGACACAUCGCAGCUAUGGUAGCUUUGCGGGUAGCGUUCACUCGGAGCAGAGCUUCGGUGGCGCCUUUCCUGGCAUACGCGAGACGCUCGAGAGCGACGCACCAGACGCCGCACAUGCGCUGCUGGGCGACGCUAUUGCCGACAGCGUCACCAACAAGGCCAGCGGCGGACAGAUGAGCACCACGCGAUGGCUUGCCGAACGCCAUGGCAUCAAGAACAAGCGCAUGAUGUACCUCAGGUACUACAUACCCAUUCUCAACUGGACGCAGCAGUACAAAUGGCGCUACUUGAAGGGCGAUCUUGUCGCGGCUAUCACCAUGGCCUCCUUCUACAUUCCCAUGGCUCUUUCGUAUGCCUCGAAUCUCGCUCAUCUGCCCCCCGUACACGGUCUCUACAGCUUCGCCUUCAACCCGCUCAUCUACGCCAUACUGGGCACCUGUCCACAGAUGGUCGUAGGUCCAGAAGCACCGGGCUCGCUCCUCGUCGGCGAAAUUGUGCGUGAGAACAUCAAAAAGGGCACUACAGACGACAACGACGGCAGGCGCAAUGCUGAGAUUGCUGGUAUUGUCACGUGCAUGGCCGGCGCAUUCAUUCUUAUUGGCGGCUUCUUCAGGCUUGGCUUUUUGGAUAAUGUCCUGAGCAGACCCUUCUUGCGUGGCUUCAUCAGCGCUAUUGGUGUGGUCAUCUUCAUCGACCAACUCAUCCCUCAGAUGGGAUUGGCAAGGCUUGCUGCUGACCAAGUAUCUCACGGAAGCUGCUUGGACAAAUUUCUAUUUCUCGUCCGCAAUGUUGGCAAUGCUCAUGGUCUUACAUGUGCCGUAUCUUUUACUGCGUUUGCUAUUAUUAUGUUCUUCAGAGAGUUCAAGAAGCGACUGCAGCCACGUUACCCCAAUGUCGCAUAUAUCCCGGACCGCUUUGCAGUCGUUGUGCUUGCUACCAUUGUCACCUGGAGAUAUCGACUUGAUGAGCAAGGGCUUGCGGUCCUUGGCGAAGUAAACUCGAGUGCGAAGCUCUUCUCAGUCCACUUUCCCUUUGACACAUCGCAUCUGAAGUAUGUAUCGGACGCCAUCAACACGGCCCUUAUCAUUGCUAUGCUGGGUUUCUUUGAGUCAUCUGUCGCAGCGAAAUCCCUAGGCAGCGGCGAGCAGAACAAAGAAGGGGUGCAGAUGCCACUCAGUGCAAACCGGGAGCUCAUCGCACUGGGUACUGCCAACAUCACUGGUGGCCUCUUCAUGGCUCUUCCGGCUUUUGGUGGUUAUGGCCGGUCCAAAGUCAAUGCGUCGACUGGUGGUUUGACACCCAUGAGUUCUGUUUUGCUGUCCAUCAUUACCAUUCUGUGCACUGUAUUCAUGCUGCCUUACUUUUACUACUUGCCAAAGGGCGUGCUUUGCGCCAUGGUUUCGGUUGUUGCAUACUCACUUGUUGAGGAAGCACCGCACGACAUCAAGUUCUUCUUGAAGAUUCAAGGCUGGUCUGAACUGAUUCUCAUGGGCCUCAUCUUCUUCAUCACCAUCAUCUGGGAUCUGAAGCGCGGUAUCGGCGUUGGCAUUGGCCUGUCCAUCCUGCGCCUCAUCCGCCAUUCGGUGCGCCCACGGAUUCAGAUCCUCGGCCGCGUGCCUGGGACGACCAACCAGUUCUCCAACGCAGAGCAUGCUCCGGGAGACGUUGAAUUCAUUGAGGGAUGUCUAAUUGUCAAGAUUCCAGAACCCCUGACUUUUGCCAAUACAGGCAACCUCAAGACGCGUCUUCGGCGCCUAGAAGACCACGGCACUGCUAGAGCGCACCCAGCCUUGCCGCGGGUUCGAGAUGCGGAAAACAACAAGAACAUUAUUUUCGAUGUACAUGGCGUUACGUCGCUUGACGGAGCUGGCGCUCAGGUGCUUGCUGAGAUUGUAGAGUCAUAUAGAAACCGCGGAGUUCGAGUGUUUUUCUGCAGAGUGCCCAGAGAGUCGAGUGCGGUUUACAAGCUCUUUGGCAAGAGCGGCAUUAUCGAAAUGUGUGGCGGGAAAAGACACUUUGUACACAGCGUCGAGGAGGCACUUCGUAUGACGGAGACGGAGCGUUUAACGGAGGAAUGGGGAAGUUCCGCGGAGAGCUCCCGCGCGGUUUCCAGCCGGGCGUGA